Molecule: messenger RNA, 438 nt
Organism: Haliotis rufescens (red abalone)
Lineage: Eukaryota; Metazoa; Mollusca; Gastropoda; Lepetellida; Haliotidae
Exons: 1
Coding region: 1-438 (145 amino acids)
Source: RefSeq, a predicted model, not a curated record
AUGCCUCGACUAACCGCAGAGCAGAGGGAGGGAGCCAUCGGUAUGUUGCAAAUGGGAGGGACACAGGAGCACGUUGCCAGGAUCAUGGGCUGCUUCAAGUGCACCAUCGCCAGACUUGUCACACGUCACAGGCAAACUGGCAGUACUGCAGACAGGCCGAGGAGUGGAAGACCCAAGGUCACGACCCCACAGGAAGACCGGUAUUUACGGGUGCUUCUCCCAAUGUCCACAUUCCUAACUGUGACGUCAUCAUCUGCAAACAGCCUUGGACAUCCAGUCAGCUGGAGGACCGUUGCUAGACGACUCCGCCUGUAUGGUCUCCGUGCCUAUCGACCUUUCAAGGGCAUGACACCGACAUCACAGACUGAGAUGGGCCAGGACUGUACAGCAGUGCCAGAAGAGAAAUUGGCGAAGAGUGCUCUUCGGCGACAAGAGUAG